AUGGAGCUCAGCCCACUCCAUGUGAUGCUCUUGCUGAUUUUACUUCUAUCAGUUCCAAAUGCCCAAGGGAAUCCAAAAGCUGUGGUGUUCAUAAAACCUGCUAACCAUGUGUUCACUUGUGAGAGAGUUACUCUCAGAUGUGACAUACGUGGGGGAGGAGACACUGAGUGGACCUACAGCUGGUACCGAAAUAAUGACAGACUUCAUAAGGGUGGAGAGAGAUUCAGUGCAGGCAGCACAGAGCAGGAAGUCACCAUCAGUUGUGUGUUAAAAUCAGACAGCGGUACCUACACCUGCAGAGGACAGAGACGUGACUCUCAGAGCUCAGAGAUCAGUGAUGCUGUUACACUGACUGUAUCAGGAACACCACAGGCAGUACUGAGUGUAUCUCCACAGAGCUGGCUGACUGAAGGAGACUCAGUGACUCUAAACUGUGAGGUUACAGACUCCUCUACAGACUGGACAUUCAGCUGGUACAGAGAUGUUGCCUACAAGAGACCAGAGGCAGUACUGAGUGUAUCUCCACAGAGCUGGCUGACUGAAGGAGACUCAGUGACUCUAAACUGUGAGGUUACAGACUUCUCUACAGACUGGACAUUCAGCUGGUACAAUGUGGUUCCCUCUAGACAUGGCGCGACUCAAAUAAUAACCAAUCAUAGCUCUAUCAUGUAUGUGGAGCUCCUCUCAGACAGCAGCAGAGGAUCUGGAGGCUCCUACACUCUCAGUCCUGCUGCUCUUAAACACACAGGAGUUUAUGUGUGCAGAGGAGAGUGGACGGAUAAAACCGUUAAGACAUUUUACAGCAACCUACAACCACUAUGGAUCACUGAUGAAUCUCCUCCAGUCUCUCUGAUCAUCAAUCCCAACAGAACUCAACACUUUACUGGUGACUCUCUCUCACUGAGCUGUGAGGACCAGAGUAACUCUACUGGAUGGACAGUGAGACGAUACACAGAGAGUGAGAGAGUGUCAGAUUGUUCAAAGUGGGGAUCAGUUACAGGAUCUACAUGUAAAAUCAGCUCCCUCGACACAUCCUACACUGGAGUUUACUGGUGUGAGUCUGAAUCUAAAACCAGUAAUCCUGUCAACAUCACUGUGCAUGAUGGUGAUGUGAUCUGGGAGAGUCCUGUCCAUGCUGUGACUGAAGGACAUCCUCUGACUCUACGCUGUUUAGUUCGCAAGACAAAGAGAUCAAACUUUAGACCAUAUUUCUAUAAAGAUGGAUCAGUUCUCCAGACACAGACUACAGGAGAGAUGAUCAUUAAUAAGGUCUCAAAGUCAGAUGAAGGUUUCUACCACUGUAAACACCCAGAGAGAGGAGAGUCACUGAAAAGCUGGGUCUCAGUUAGGGGUGUAGACGAUGUAGAAGCUCCAUUCUCACUGCUUAUGCUGAUUAGUAGUGUAGUGACACCCGGUCCAUAUCUGCUGGUGACCAUCAUUUUGCUGGUCAAAUGUUACAGAGCUAGAGUUCACACUGAAGAGAAAAUCAAGGCUUCAGUCGUAGAGGAGUGAGUGAAUUUAAUCUAAAAGAAUGCAUGUUGGAUGUGGAUGUUUUGGGCAUUCGCAUUAAGAUUAUUUUGAAAUUUUAGAAUAAUGUUGUCUUGUUAUAAUGUCCUGCUAUUAAAAGCACACAGAGAUUUCUGAAUUUUCUGCAUAGUACUUUUUAAAUGUACAGAAUUAUGUAAUCUGGUUGCAACAAUGUAUCAUAUGACGUACAAGAGAUACAAAAAGAAAAUGUUGAGUGUACCUUCUUAAAUAUUUGCAU
This is a messenger RNA of Clarias gariepinus (North African catfish), 1765 nucleotides long. RefSeq lists its product as uncharacterized. Bases 1 to 1512 code for a protein of 503 amino acids. Gene Ontology annotation, biological process: cell surface receptor signaling pathway. The record is from RefSeq and is a predicted model, not a curated record. NCBI's taxonomy places the organism in Eukaryota, Metazoa, Chordata, Actinopteri, Siluriformes, Clariidae. Gene Ontology annotation, molecular function: transmembrane signaling receptor activity. The transcript has 9 exons.